AUAAAAGUUUUCAAGUCAACGUCCAAACUCCAAAAAACUCAACGAUUUAUUUGUUAUUGUUUUGCUGAGUACUUACGAUUAUUGCUUUUUUUACGUAAAUAAACUGAGUAAUUAUUACAUGAUAAGUUCUAUUAACCGAAUCGAAGUUCUAAAAGCUCAAUUGAAACCUUAAACACCUGUUUUAUUAUGAGAAAGCCGUGAUGUUUUUAGAUUAAACAGCGACUGAAAUGUUACCACUUAUAGCUUUUAAUAUGGAGGGUUGUUCAAAUUCAAGUAGUUUUAACUCCAUUUAUGAUGUAAAUAAUGUUUUAAAUUGUGUCAGAAAUAGGAAAAAGGUUUCCGAGUUGCCUAAUUGCCCAGUAUGUAGCUGUACGAUAAGACAGGGAGAAUUAGAGUCGCAUUUAGCAUUAGAAGUUGAAAAACUGCAAAAAAUUACUAGUGGAUCGAAGAGGAAAUUAAGCACAAAUAGCUCUAAUAUGCCGGUUGCGGGAUCCAGCACAUUUUACGAAGAAGAAAGUAAUGAAGAUGUUGAGAUGGAUGUUUCGGGCUGUCCAGGAAGUGAUGUUUACCAACGUAUACAUAGCAACCGUCUCAAUCGGCUGCGAUCACGGCGUCGAUCUCCGCCACGCACCGGACAAGGUGAAUGUCCAGUGUGCAAUGCAACUCGCCCAGUGUCCCGUCUUCACCGACAUACAUUAAGAUGUCUGAAGAGAAGUGGAGCAGAGCUGGAUGAACCAGUGCCUGAUACAAGCUCUGAAGAAGGCAGCAUUGACGUUGAAAAUGAUGAGCCCUCGGGUUUUGGUGCUGAAUACCAGUGGUGCGGAGAGUGGCGAGUGAGGGCCACUGCUCUGCAGGACGCGGACUCACGGCCUGGUACUAGUGUACGGCGAGCGUCAACCGAUCACGCGCUGGUAGUAGAUGAUGACGAGGACACGGCGUUGUAUGGACCGCCUCAGUACUCACCUUCAAGGAUAGCGCCUGAUGCAGAUACUUCCAAGUCGAGUGAAAAUGAGAGUGAGUCUAACGGAAUAGAACUACAAAUUGAGAAGAAAACGAAUGGGCUGGUAGAAGCCAGCGCUGAGACACGCAUACAAGCGCUGAAAAUGAAAAUAAAAGAAUUAGAGAAAAAACAAAAUUCAGGACUAGAGGCGAAGUGCUUGAUCUGUCUGGGGCCUUACACGUCGCCAGCAGUCUCCAUACAGUGCUGGCAUGUCUACUGUGAGGUGUGUUGGUUGGAAUCUUUGAAAGCGAAGAAAAUAUGUCCGCAAUGCAACGCUAUAACAACAGCCGGACAUUUGAGACGGAUUUACAUGUAACGGACACAAAAGUGUGGAUAGGUCUCCCAUCAUUAUCGAAUUAUUCCACCAUUUUGAAGCCAAAUUUUAACGAACAUUUAUAAAAUAUUUAUUAUUUGAAUAUAAAAGAUGAUUUAACAGCUUAAAUUGGAUUCCCUUCAUCGUGUUAAGGUAUAGGUUCUGUAAAGAAUCUUCGUUAAAAAGUACCAAUUUUUCUCUUGUUAAGCUGAUACGGGGUUUUAUAGCUAUAAAAGGCACCUUGGACACUCAUUUUAAUGGGUUAAGCUUAGGUUUCGUAGAAAAGCGGUGCCGUUAACUAACGGCCGUAAUGUAGUGUUGGGUGACGUCACCCAUACGUUGUCUAUAAAUAACAUAGGAGUAGAUUUCCUUGAGAACGUUGAGUGUCACCGUAACGUCAAAUA
Pieris napi is the source of this 1717-nucleotide messenger RNA. RefSeq names its product E3 ubiquitin-protein ligase RNF220 (gene RNF220). The record is from RefSeq and is a predicted model, not a curated record. The transcript has 8 exons. Gene Ontology annotation, molecular function: ubiquitin protein ligase activity. Gene Ontology annotation, biological process: protein ubiquitination. Lineage: Eukaryota; Metazoa; Arthropoda; Insecta; Lepidoptera; Pieridae. Bases 228 to 1316 code for a protein of 362 amino acids.